Messenger RNA from Scomber scombrus (Atlantic mackerel), 3873 nucleotides. Its product is annotated as carbohydrate-responsive element-binding protein. Gene Ontology annotation, molecular function: protein dimerization activity; RNA polymerase II cis-regulatory region sequence-specific DNA binding; DNA-binding transcription factor activity, RNA polymerase II-specific. The record is from RefSeq and is a predicted model, not a curated record. Gene Ontology annotation, cellular component: nucleus. Gene Ontology annotation, biological process: regulation of transcription by RNA polymerase II. Lineage: Eukaryota; Metazoa; Chordata; Actinopteri; Scombriformes; Scombridae.
AGUUACCACACACUGUAUCCAGAUCUGCGGAGGGAGACGCAGGCUCAGCUGACAGAUGAGGGGCCUCACUGGCUUCACCAAGCGGCUGCUCUCUGAAGAAGUAUUCAAGUGUUUGAAGAAAGAGGAGGAGGAGGGGGCGUCAGCUGAAGAGAAAGAACACACUUUUGGCGGAUAGUCAACACUGAAUGAAAAGACACCAUGGCGAGCAAAGGGACAGCCGGACAGAGCGAGCUGCAGGGCUCCUCAGACUCAGAGUCAGAGGCGGAGGGGGAGCCUCCUCGGAUGACCGAUUGGGGACCGUCCGCCUGGUCUGUCCCCUGCUCACAGGUCAUCCACAGCGGACACUUCAUGGUGUCAUCGCCCCACAGCGACACCGCGUCCCGCAGGAGGAAGAGCGGCACUUCUAUGAGAUAUGAUUUCGACACGGUGAAUAGGACGUGGUGCCAGACGUACCGGUACGGCCCGUUCAGCUCCGGGAGCCUGAGCAUCGACCCCACUCUGACACGCCUGUUUGAGUGCAUGUCCCUGGCCUACAGUGGUAAGAUAGUGUCUCCCAAGUGGAAGUCUUUUAAGGGUCUGCGGCUGCUGUGGAGGGAUAAGAUCCGUCUGAACAACGCCAUCUGGAGAGCGUGGUUCAUUCAGUAUGUGGAGAAGAGGAAGAACCCAGUGUGCGGGUUCGUCAGCCCGCUGGAGGGCUCUGAGGCAGACGCACACCGAAAGCCUGAAGCAAUCGUAUUAGAGGGCAGCUACUGGAAGCGAAGGAUCGAGGUGGUGAUCAAGGAGUAUCACAAGUGGAGGAUUUAUUAUAAGAAGAGGCUUCAGAAAAAGAAGGAUGAUAUUUUAUCGAUGCUACAAGAGGGUCAAAUCUGCCAGGCCAAGCUGGAGAAAUGGACCAACCAGAUGUAUCAGGAGCCUAAGGCCGCGCCGGUGGAAGCCCACAUGUUUGACCUGGACUGCCUUUUGUCCGACAUCUCCGACACCCUGUUCACCAUGACACAAAAGCCAUGCCCCUGGGCCAGUGACAGCCACAACACAUACACCAGCAAUGCUGAUAUGAUCCAGCCAGGCCUGACUCCACUACAGCCCAAUCUGGAUGAUUUCAUGGAUAUACCAGAUAUCUUUAUGAACUUCCGGGGCCAGCCCACAGAGCAGACUGGUUUUGCUGACUGUGGCUAUUUUGAGAACUCAUCCAGUGUAGCGUUUGCUCCAGUUACCUCCCCCGUGGUAACAACUCCUCAGCUACUUAUCAACACCCAGCUGACUCAGCCCAAUUUGUCAUCUGACAGUUUAUCUCAGCCCUCCUCAUCCAACACCCAGCCAGACCACAGCAGGCCAGGCCAGGAUUGUGGUGAAUACCACACACCCAGCAUGCCGUAUGGACACCAGUCGUACCCUGAUCCACCUGUUUCUAUAGCGUUCACCACCAGCAUCGAGCAGCCGGUCUCUGCAAGCAUCCCCUUUUUGUACCCACUGCCUUGCCACAAGUUCGGCUACCACACGACCACCAGCGUAACCUCGUCUGUCAUCACUCACACCGCCUCCACCACGGGAGCCCAGGGCCCCGUGCAGCAGGCUCAUGGCUACCCCCACUCAGGAGACGCAUACCCCCAGACUCCGUGCCAAUCUCUCAGUUACCCGGCUGUCAUGUCCGAGCCGGUCCACGCAGUGCUGCCCUCUGUCACCGCGGCCCAUUGCUUCUCAGUCCCGGAGCAGGUGUCCACCACGGGGGUCAGAGGGAAGCACAAGCAAAAGACAGGAGGAGUGAGGACAGCCGGUCACUCCGUGGCUCCGUCUGGCACCCAGUCCGCUGCACCCACAUCAACACCCACACCCACUAGCUGCCUGGCUAAACUGCUCUCCUCAGGCGCCCGCGAGCGGAAGCCAGCCCUUGGAUUUGAUACUUCUCUAGGGACAGCCAAAGGUCAGAGGUCAUCAUCUCCCAGCUCAUUGCAGUCAAGCAGUAGCACGCAUGUUGGAGGACCUCCGUCCCAGCUGCAGCAUGGAGCCGUCUGGCCCCCGGGGAUCCCAGUGAUGACGCCUCUGCACAGCCAAGGUGCCACAUUGGGUCAUAGCGGUCCUCACGCCAGCAGCUCCAGAGGCUCUACGGUGUCUGCCCUGCUCACCCACGGCUCAGCGCACAGCAACACAACCCUCCUCAUACCCAAGACGGAGAAACUAUCACCUGUCCAGCUCUACGGCACAGACAGGAGCAGCUUAACCGUCAAUUUCCCUCGACAUCCAGGCCAAACAUCACCGCCAAAUGCUUUAGACAAAGCCUCCAACCCAGAGUCCCCGCACUCAGGCUUCUCUGGACAUGGAAAGAUAGAAUCCAGUAAGCAAACAGAGACCAGGAGGAUAACUCAUAUCUCAGCUGAGCAGAAGAGACGCUUCAACAUCAAACUGGGAUUUGACACUUUACAUAACCUUGUGACAACACUCAGCUCUCAGCCGAGCAUAAAGGUACUGUCGUGUGAAAGGAUGUGCAGCUGCAUUAAAGACUGAUGCGCUGAAAGGUGAAGGCGGAGGGAAUCUGGAAAGAGGCUGUUUCAGUUGUUAACUCUUUAUGUUUCUUGUUGCAGCACGUGCCAGCAGCAGCUUCCUGCCACCGGUGUUCCCAUCACACGACAGCGCUUUGACCACAUGAGGCAGAAGUUCAGAGAGUACGUCCAGGCACAGACUCUGCAAAACUGGAAGUUCUGGAUCUUCAGUAUCAUCAUCGAGCCACUCUUCGAGUCCUAUAACGGAAUGGUGUCCACCGCCAGCGUGGAGGACCUGUGUAGAUCCACUCUGUCCUGGCUGGACCAACACUGCUCCCUGCCUUCUCUAAGACCCAUGGUCCUGAGUUCACUCCGUCUCCUGAGUACCACCACGGCCAUCCUGACAGACCCCAGCCUACUGCCAGAGCAGGCCACCCUCGCCGUCACCCAGGGCGACCCCGCUGCUGCCCUGGACCACUCCUUACAGCCCGCCACUCGGGACAAUAUACACCCCAUGUGACUGUGAUGAACAGACUCAGUGGAAAACCCGCCUGUGAGAGCCUGUGGAAUGAUUAAAAAAAAAAAAAAAAAAGACUCAUCAACACUCAGCUCCGAGACUUUUAAUAACGCAUAAUCACAUUUCAAUAAAACUCACCGGCUGCAAAAAGAAUGUACCCCCCCCCCCCCCCAAAAAAAAAAAAAAAAUCAUAGGAACUACAUGUGAUCUAUGCUUAAAUUCUGACCGAGGUAAAACAUACAUGUAAUAUACACUUGUUAUUAUUUCUAAGCUUCAGAAUCAUAUUUUGGUUAAAAGCAGUGAGCGGAAGGAGGUGUCAGUCACUGCGACUGUGAUGUAUUGCUUAAUUUUCUGUUGAAAUAAUUCGGUAACAUUAGUUGACAAAUCCAUUUAUUCUCAUUUCCUUUGACAUCUCAGGUCAUGUUUUGUGUGUUUAAUAUAUUUUUGCCUUCAAUUACUGUCAAUUACCCAAUGAAAUAUGUCCUAAUACAAGUCACACUUGUCUUAUGCUGUAUUACACACCAAUAGGUAAAGAAAAAAACAUUUUUAUAUGGCAGGGGUUAUUUCAGGAUAUAAUAUGGAGCCGUUUACAAAGUGGAGUCUGCGGACUACCAGAGGUCCUAGAAGGUGGUCCUAAGGGUGCCCAGUAAAAAUGAAAGAUAGUUACAUUAUGCAAUUAUCUACUCAUUAUAUGAGAAUGUGUAAAGGCGGCUGCUUUGAUUAGAGAUUUUUUAUUUGUGCUAUUUUACACUAAAUCCUAACAAGAAACAUCUCAGGGUCACCUUAGAAUAAGGGCAAAAGCUCACUAAACCUGAUGUUAUGUGAAAAGCCAAUGCAAGUGAUUAAUUAAGAGUAAAACACUGUGUGCAGUUUACAGAA